GCCACCAGGCGAUACUGUCGGACGAGUGAUGACGGACAGCGAGGGAGUAAAGUUCAGGUCAGUCAGGAGGAGAGAGAGAUCACCGUGCUGCCGCGAAGGAAGAUGGACGAAGUGGACGACACGGCGGGGGUGAAGAUGGCUGCGUCCCACUCGUCUUCCUGCUGUUCCACCUGCAUCAGUCUGAAGGACAGAUGUCCUCGACCACAGGGACUCAUUAACCUGCUCAUCACGAAAGUGUGUCUGUUUGCGCUGCUCUUCGGGGUCGUCUGGUCCAUCACAGGACGGGAGUGUUUACCUGGAGGGAACCUGUUUGGCAUCGUCAUCCUCUUCAUCUGCUCUGUGCUGGGGGGGAAGCUGGUGGGACUAGUUCAGCUGCCCACGCUGCCCCCCUUCCCUCCACUGCUGGGCAUGCUGCUGGCAGGUCUGCUGCUGCGGAACGUUCCCUACAUCACCGACGCCGUCUACAUCGACAACCACUGGUCUGCAGCCCUGAGGAACAUCGCCCUGUCAAUCAUCCUGACCAGGGCCGGACUGGGCCUGGACCCUGCAGCGCUGAGUCGUCUGAAGGCGGUGUGUGUGCGUCUUGCCAUCGGUCCCUGUGUGGUGGAGGCCUGCAUCGUUGCCGUGGUGUCUCACUUCCUGUUGGCUCUGCCCUGGGUCUGGGGCUUCAUACUGGGUUUCGUCCUGGCUGCAGUGUCUCCAGCCGUCGUGGUUCCUUCCAUGUUGCUCCUGCAGAGAGAAGGAUACGGAGUGGAGAAGGGAAUCCCCACCCUGCUGAUGGCUGCUGGGAGUUUUGAUGAUAUUUUGGCCAUAACAGGAUUCUCUACCUGCCUGGGAAUUGCCUUCUCUACAGGUUCUACGUGGAUGAACAUACUGAAGGGUCUGCUGGAGGUGGUGGGAGGGGUCAUAGCCGGGCUGAUCCUGGGUCUGUUCUUGUGCUGCUUCCCCAGCAAAGACCAGGAGGACCUUGUGUUGAGGAGGACGCUCAUGCUGUUGGCUCUGUCCAUAUUUUCGGUCUUCUUCAGUCAUGUUAUUGGAUUUGCCGGAGCUGGUGGUCUUUGUACGCUGGUCCUGGCCUUUCUGGCUGCUCUGGGCUGGAAGACAGACAAGGCCCCGGUAGCGGCCAUGGUGGGCCGAUCAUGGGAUGUGUUCCAGCCGCUCCUCUUUGGACUGAUUGGAGCAGAGAUCACCAUAGCAACCCUCAGCCCCAGCACAGUGGGUUUGGGUCUGGCCUGUAUCAGUAUUGGUCUGGUGAUCCGCAUGCUUGUCACCUUCCUGCUGGUUCAUUUUGGAGGCUUCAAACUGAAGGAGAAAGUCUUCAUUUCUGUGGCCUGGCUUCCUAAAGCCACUGUACAGGCUGCUAUUGGCUCCAAGGCAUUGGACAUGGCGAGGGAGGAGGGGGACGAGACCUUAAUUAAGUUUGGUUUGAAUGUGCUAACGUUAGCUGUGUUAGCCAUCCUGACCACAGCUCCUAUUGGUGCACUGGGUAUUGGACUGGCAGGACCACGCCUACUGGCCCGGCAGGUCAAAGAUGAGACAGAAGGCAGAGCCACAACUCCAAGCAGCAAUGGGAUUGGUCAAGAGAAAGACAAUGUGACCCUUGAAAGCAAGCUAUGAGGCUUCUGAUUGGACAAAAAGUUAUAUAUUAUACUUCUUAAGUGAACUUUCUGUAGCUGCAGAGAUGCUGUUUGAAAUAUCUUUGCUGUGUGUUUCUUUUAAGCUUUUCGACUGAUAUGAUUCAAUAUUCUGACACAACAGAAGCUCAGUGCCAAUAUUUCAGACAGGUGACAGGUAGGAAUGAUAAAAAAUAAUAUAGAAUAAUAACUUUCUGUCAGGAUUUUAACUAACUGUCUCGUUGUCGUAGAAUGAAAUAAGCAAAUCUAAGUUUUUGUCAUUCCUUACAUUUUGUAUGUGUUAUUCUGUUUCUGGGUGGAA
Molecule: messenger RNA, 1935 nt
Organism: Chelmon rostratus (copperband butterflyfish)
Lineage: Eukaryota; Metazoa; Chordata; Actinopteri; Chaetodontiformes; Chaetodontidae
Product: sodium/hydrogen exchanger 9B2
Exons: 14
Coding region: 103-1617 (504 amino acids)
Biological process (GO): proton transmembrane transport
Cellular component (GO): membrane
Molecular function (GO): antiporter activity
Source: RefSeq, a predicted model, not a curated record